AGCAGCGAGUUUUGUUCUAGUAUUUACCCCGCGGUGUAAAGUUGGCUCUCGCGCUCUCCGGUGUCCUUAAGUCACGUUCCAUUGUUCGCGUCGCUUCUUCAAGUUUCUCUCACACCGUGGAGAAUCCCCAUUGUUCCUGGGCUUGUGCUUUUUAGUGGUUGAACGCCAUACGAAUUGUGCGCCAUGUUCGCGCCGCGAACAACACGCGAUUCACCGGUUACCGUAGCAAGUGAUACGUUUUUUUCGUAAACAAGUUGUGUGUGCGUUUAAAUCCCACUCUGGAUUUUACUGGCGGUGUGUAUGACUACGUAUUCUUGCCGUUAGGAAGGCAAAAGUCUAGUGGUAGUAAACGACGAGGCGAGAGCACGCUGUGGGAUCGUGGAAUGCGCGCUGACAGAGAACGGAGGCUCGUUAACCGGAAGGGUUGGAGGGCAGAGCAUGAGGGUCGGCGUGGAAACGCGGGAGGAAGAUUCACAGCUCGGCGAAGCGGUUAAUGACUGGCGGUCACCAAACGCAGUUGGACACGUCUCCACCGGUUGGAGAUGAGCACGAAGGAAGCGAUCAGCACGAUGACGACCACCGUUUCUUCAACGGGGGCGACGCUCGCGUCGUCGCCGAAGCUCGACGUCGAGGCAGAGGACGACGAGGAGGAGCCAUCGACCACGUUCGACGCGUUGGAUAUGGAUCUGGUGAACGGACCGAAUCCGUGGCUUCCGGCCUAUGGCUUCCAGCUGCAGCAUCGCUCCCAUUUUCAACCUACGCACGAGGAUCUACGGACUAAUGAUACGGUGCUGGUGCAGCAAGUGGAUUUUCUGGAGACCAUUUUAGAAGAAACGUCCGACGAUCUGCAAAGCGAUUCCGAUCGAAGUGGAACCACUUACUGGGUCGGCUCGGACUCCGAAACUGAAAGCGUGAUACACAUACGAGCGAAUAGAUUAGCUGACGAAAGGUUGGACGGGAGCGGGAGCGAGUGCAAUUCGGGGGCGGCGAGGAAGAAGAGGCGAAGGGGCGGCAAGUACAACGGCGGCAACGAGCGGGAGCAGCAGCAGCGGGAGCACCAGGCGGUGUUUGACGAUUAUCCGGCUUCGCCGAGAUCGUCGAGAUCGUCCGCCUCCUCGAGAUCGAGCUCCCUCCUUCAAUUCGAGUCGUUGGAGAGGACCUGCGCCACCCUCUCGCCCUCUAGCUACAGCUUCGACUCGUUGGAGUAUCCGAACCGGUCGAACGCCUCCCAUCCCGGGAACACGUCUCCGGAUAGCCUCGAACAGGACUACGACAAGGCUCUGCCAAAUGGUUUUGGAAACGUGGACCACUUUUCCAGAAUCAGGCCUUACCGUAGCUUCGAGAGUCUGGACACGUGUCAGAAGGAGGAGGAGGAGUUCGGCCACGGUUGUCUCACCAAUGGCUUCACGCCUUUGUACCUGAAACGAAACGCGGAGCUGUCCAGGACACGCAGCAACGGCUACCACCGCCCCUCAAGGGAUUUUUGGCACGAAGACGACGAAUACGAGGACAACGACGACGACGACGACAACGACGACGACAACGAGGAGGAGGGCCACGCGGCGACUGUUAUGUCGGCCACCACGACCACCACCACCACCACAACCAACGCGAAACCGCGGCUGUUCGUCACGCCGGCAUCACCCGUCAUCGUUGGGCCAACCGUCGGGAACAACGACACGUCCGCGGCAAGAUUUCAACGAAACAUGGUCGUCGACGCGUCGUCCGCGACCACCGUGAAGGAGGAGAGGAAAAAGGGUGGAUUGGGUGGAUUUCUUCAACGUUUCUCGAGGCUACGGUUCAGUGGUAGAUCGAAAGUGCCGCGGUCCGAGGUGCAAAAAAAGAGUGAUACGAUCGGCCAAGUGAAUCGCGCGAAGGUGACCGGCGAGGAGAAGGUUAAGAAGGAGCCGGAUUAUAUCAUCAUUCCGUUACAUCCUCCGGAGGAGGAGAGGCAAAAGCAGGAUCAACAACAACAACAACAACAACAACAACAGAACGUUGUUGCCGAGAGUAGAGCCGAGGACACCGGGAAUGGCAGAACUGUCGCCGACGUUCAACGAAGUACCUCCAAUAUUAGAGAAACUUCGUCCCUUACGUCGAGAACGAAGAAUAAAGUGUUGCGCGUCGAUCGACGUUGACUUUGACCUCACCAAUUGUUUACACGAUUUCGCGCGGACAUAUAGAGCCCGGUAUGAAUCACGGUUUGUGCCGCCUUCUAUGGCUUCGACGCACGUAAACAUUUAUCUUUCCGCGCGGUGGAAAAUAUGUCGACACCAUUUAGCUUUUCCAUUGUCGUUUAUUUGAACGUUUCGUUCGGUAUAUUGUACGAGAAGACAACGGACGAAUGUUUCGCGAAGAUAUUUUUUCGCACGCGAGGAACAAUAAACCUAGAAUUCGCGAUACGCGUGUGCGGUUAUAUCGGUGUGUGGUGUGUAAUCUAACCUCGGGUGCAAAAUCGCGCAGACGUUGCUCGAAAGCCUAUAACGUAAUAUGUCUUACAUAAUUAGCGGAUUAUGAAAGGAAUCUAUACAUACAUAUACAUAACCUUAUACGCCUCGAUCUUCAGUUUCUACUUGGCCGUAUCGUUGAUAGUUACCAAUGAUUAUAGUUACGUUAUACUUGCAAUGCCUUAUGCGUUUAACACGUUCAGUCGGAUUUUCAUUACCUAUGUUGAAUGAAUAAUCGUCUUACAAAGUCUAUUUCUGUAUCGUGAAAUUUUAUAUAUGUUUUCUACAUAUAUAUAUAUAUGAAUAUUCUGAUUUAUUUACGGAUCGAUUAUGCAAGUGUGAUUAAAAUUCGUAUUCGAAUAGUUUAUUUGAUUGUGAAAAUACAUUCUCUCUGAAUAUACGUUAUAAACGUCCCACGAAUUCGUUUCCGUGGUAGGUUUCCCCGCUAAAUAGACAACAAUAACGAGGUCAGCGAUACCGACGGAGGAGGCUUUCGUAAUGGCGGUCACAAUUGAACAGCUGCCGGAGAAUAACACGCUCUUUCACCCACUCCUCUCCCGAUUUUUUUUAAACAUUUCUUUAUCGCACAACUGCGAUAAUGAAUGAUAAAAUUACAAUAGUACCACAACGAUUCGCAACA
Apis dorsata (giant honeybee) is the source of this 3087-nucleotide messenger RNA. RefSeq lists its product as uncharacterized. The record is from RefSeq and is a predicted model, not a curated record. The transcript is spliced from 7 exons. NCBI's taxonomy places the organism in Eukaryota, Metazoa, Arthropoda, Insecta, Hymenoptera, Apidae. The coding region runs from base 543 to 2138 and encodes 531 amino acids.